CUUUCCCUCUACCACGCAGACGACCCACGGCGAGCGUAACGACAACAUAUGCUCUACAACUACACGCGGUGAAAGGAAAACUCCGAGUGCGAAGUGGGAAAACAAAACACGAGACGGAGAAUUACAGCACCGGAGAAGUGACAUUUCCGGGGAUUGUGGAUGGCGGCCGCCCCGUAAGCCUUCUGGGGCGGCGGCGGCGCCCCAAGCAUGAGGAUCGCAGAGCCGGGGCUGCACCGGAAAGCGAGAAUCGCUACGCGGAUAUGGACGGUGGCGGUUGCCGCGAUUGUUUUGGCGAGGGCAUCACCAGUGGGCUCGUCGGGGAAACAAAAUGGGGACCUAGUCAAGUACUGGCAUCCUGUCGAAACUUACCUCAAACAGUUUGGAUAUUUGACACCGUCAUCUGAAGGAGCUCAAGAACUGCGCACGGAGGACAAGCUUCGGGAAGCUAUCAGGAGUCUGCAGAAAUUCGGGGGGCUUAAUGUUACGGGUAUAGUGGACGGUCCUACUCUGGCUCUGCUGGGCAAGCGUCGCUGUGGCAUGCCGGAUUUAACGCCUGCCGAAAGGGUUCGGCGAUACGCCAUACAAGGACAGCGAUGGGAAAACAAAGAUAUCACGUGGAGUAUAAAGAGGUAUCCUCGAGGCAUGGAUAAAGGUUCCGUUCGUGUUGAAAUAAGCAAGGCUUUCAAGGUGUGGAGUGAUGUGUCCCAGCUUAACUUCAAAGAAGUAAAUAGUGGUGACUCCGCGGACAUCAUCGUGUCUUUCGAGCAUGGACAACACGGGGACGGUUAUCCAUUCGACGGAAGAGGAAUAGUAUUGGCUCAUGCUUUUUUCCCAGGGAUGGGCAUUGGUGGCGAUGCUCACUUUGAUGCUGAAGAGCCAUGGAUGGACAGACAGCCGGAAGAUGGUAUUGAUGGUGUGCGGUUGUUUGCUGUGGCAGCGCAUGAAUUUGGACAUUCCUUGGGGUUGUCUCAUUCCGCAGAUUCUGGUGCACUAAUGCAUCCAUAUUACCAAAUUAUCAAUGAUAAUUUCCAACUACCACGGGAUGACACACUAGCAAUACAGAUUAUCUACGGUCCUAGAAAUCCAAUCCGGUUUGCUCCGCUGACUCCAAACAUUCCUCCCACUAGAAAGUACCCGGUGCCUGCAACCCACAGGCCUCACAGGCCGGUUUCUUCUCCUGGUCCUCCGGACCAGCCUGGUGGGCCUACCCAUCAUCACCCUUCUAAUAAAAUACCACAUACGUGCAACACAACUUUCGAUGCAGUAUCUGUGAUCAGAGGCGAGCUUUUCAUUUUCAAAGGAAAAUAUUUAUGGAGGUUAAAUCAUCAAGGUUUGACGAAAGCGUAUCCAGUAGAAAUCAGUCGCUUAUGGAAUGACACAAAACUUAAAGUUGUAGAUGCUGUUUAUGAGCGUACUGAUACAAAAAUAGUAUUUUUCUCUGGAAAUCAGUAUUGGCUUUUUGAUACCGUCACCAAGGUACCUGGUUACCCCAGGCCUUUGACAGAUCUUGGACUACCUCCAGACUUGAAGCGAAUUGAUGCCGCCAUGGUGUGGGGGUACAACGGCAAAACAUAUCUCUUUGCUGGUACAAAAUAUUGGAGGUAUGACGAAUCUGAAGGCAGGGUGGAGCUCGAUUAUCCUCGGGACAUGAGCAUGUGGAGAGGGGUGCCUUACCACAUCGACGCAGCGUUUAGGCACACAAAUGGGAAAACGUAUUUCUUCAAAGGCAAACGCUUUUGGGAAUUCAAUGACAACCUCAUGACUGUCAGAAAGAACAAACAUGGAGACAUAAACGAGCACUGGUUUAGAUGCCCAAGCCGAACAGAACAAGCUCCCGAACACGAAGAAAGUGAAGAAGAAUCCAGCAAGUACUUUGCGAGCGGAACCACGAAAUUGUGCUUUACAACAAACUUUAUACUCCUUUGGUCUUUCGCAGUGACGUUCCUUUUCAAGUGGACGAGACUUUGCUUUUAUUUAACGUAAAGGCAAAUUUUUUAUUUGCUCAGAGACUAUACGAGCUGAUGAACGCGCAUGUGUCUGUUACAUUAUUUAUUAAGGCGUUCGGCUUGAUUUUUCUGUUCUGUACAUUAAUCAGUCAUUAACAUUGAUUUAUUUAAUUUCAUGGAAACGAUAUUUUUUAUGAAACUACACAUUUUUUUUUUUUUUUUUUGUUCUACAAUCUUGAACUCUAAUUAAAAUAUUUUUUGCUUGAAUAUUCGAUGGUCCGAAUUUGUGUCUAUUUC
This is a messenger RNA of Uloborus diversus, 2243 nucleotides long. Its product is annotated as matrix metalloproteinase-2-like. The record is from RefSeq and is a predicted model, not a curated record. The transcript is spliced from 8 exons. Gene Ontology annotation, biological process: extracellular matrix organization; collagen catabolic process; proteolysis. The coding region runs from base 208 to 1983 and encodes 591 amino acids. Gene Ontology annotation, molecular function: zinc ion binding; metalloendopeptidase activity. Gene Ontology annotation, cellular component: extracellular matrix. Lineage: Eukaryota; Metazoa; Arthropoda; Arachnida; Araneae; Uloboridae.